GCGUAUGAUGUAUUUCCUGUUUGCGGCCUGGGAGGCAGAGUGACCGUCGUUGCUGUCACCGACUGAGAGCGCGCAAAGGAACCUGCUCCGUGAGUGGAGGGGGGAAGAGGGGGAAAAAGAAGAGCAUUGUGGGAAGAGAGCCUCGCUGAAGGAGACCCCCGGCGGAACUUUGGUAACAAAGAAAAAUAAAAUAUGGUGGAUUAUUAUGAAGUUCUAGGUGUGCAUAGGCAUGCUUCACAAGAAGACAUCAAAAAAGCGUACCGUAAACUAGCAUUAAAGUGGCACCCUGAUAAAAAUCCAGAUAACAAAGAUGAAGCGGAGAGACAGUUUAAACAAGUAGCUGAGGCAUAUGAGGUGUUGUCAGAUGCUAAAAAACGUGAUAUCUAUGACAAAUAUGGAAAAGAAGGCUUAAAUGGAGGAGGUGGAAGCCAUUUUGACAGUCCAUUUGAAUAUGGUUUUACAUUCCGGAACCCAGAUGAUGUCUUCAGGGAGUUCUUUGGUGGAAGGGACCCAUUUUCAUUUGACUUCUUUGAAGACCCUUUUGAUGACUUUUUUGGUAACAGACGAGGGUCACGUGGAAACAGAAACCGAGGUGGUGGAUCCUUCUUCUCUGCCUUUGGUGGCUUUCCUGCCUUUGGGAGUGGGUUUUCUUCCUUUGAUACAGGUUUUACUUCGUUUGGUUCUUUGGGACAUGGGGGCCUUACUUCGUUCUCCUCAACAUCGUUUGGUGGCAGUGGGAUGGGUAACUUCAAAUCUGUAUCGACUUCAACUAAAAUAGUGAACGGUAGAAAAAUUACUACGAAGAGAAUUGUUGAGAAUGGACAAGAGAGAGUAGAAGUUGAAGAAGAUGGCCAGUUAAAGUCUUUAACAAUAAAUGGUGUAGCUGACGAAGAGGCUCUUGCAGAGGAAUGCAGACGCCGAGGACAAAACGCUUUGCCUUUCCAGCCGACUACUGUCCGGUCUCCAAAGUCCCUCAAGCCCGCCGCCUAUCCCAAGCAUGUCUUUCACAUUAAUAGCGAUGAGGAUGAUGACUUGGUCAUGACCGGAUGGGAGUCUCCCUUUUAUUCCUCAGGACACAAAGAAGGCAGCAAGAGGAAGAAGCAGAAGCUGAGGGAGGAGCAGAAGAAGAAGAAGUCGGCCAAGGCGCCCUACUAAAAUGGACUGCGAUGCGCUAAAACACUGACCCUGCGCUGUCCUACUAUUUAACACCUUACCCCUUCCCCAAUUCCUGGUGCAUACCUUUCUUAUGGUUAUAGUCACUUAGCAAGGGAGAUGGCAGUGACUCUCAUUCUAAAGUAUAUUAAAGUUGCACUAUUCUGCUUCAGCGCCACAGAUCUGCUUCUGUAAGAGCUCAGUUAUAAGCGCUCUGCUGCGAAGUCUCUCCCAUUGAAAUCAGUGAGUCUUGCUUAUAAGUAGCAUAUUUUAAGAUCAGAAUGUUGGAUACAUCAACAUGAGUAGCUCCUGCCUAGAAAUGUGAUGUAAUUUGAAGUUCGGAAAAUGUCACGUUGUGGAUGCUUUUGACCUCUUCCUUUCCUGGGGAUAAAUCUGCCAGAGCUGAGUGCAUUUCUUCUUGGGCUUAUGUAAACAAUGGGUUGGAUCCUGCAGAUGUAUUCUGUUCCACUAAUGGUAGUCCUUUCUUCCAGUGUAAGGAACCUUCUGUUUGGUGGAAGACUCCUUGGCAGAACAGAUAGUUGGGAUCCAACCUCAUGUCUUUACUUUAAAAAGUUCCUUUUUUCAAGCUAAAAAGUAUCAUGUAUUUCUCAUCUAAGUUUCCCAUUGUUAAGAGCAAGGUUAAAUUUUAAACCAAAUUUAAGCACUACAGCUGAGUAACACAAUCAGUUUUGUUAUGUUCAUUUCUCACAAUGCUUUAUGUGCCAUUAUUUAUGAAUGUUGCAUCAUGCAGAAAUGAACUGAGAGAGCAAGUUCUCGGUGAGCCACUUAGUGGAAUUGUUCUGUGUGGUGGAUCACAAUUCCCAAAAGCUGCCCUUUGAAAGAGAACCAGUCUCCAUUGACUAGUCUUCGUCAAUCAUGAAGAUCCAGAGAUGGAACUCCAAUAAAGUAAAAUGUAAAUCAUGGAGAAGUAAUGUGAGGCUAACAGGGUUUCUCCUGCCCAGACAGCCCGUCCUCCUCUGAUGUCCCUAAGCUGACUUGUAUGCGGGGACUGAAUGGAUUGAGAAAGCCCUGGCUCACCUGCUGGAGCUCUCAGGCCUCGCAUUGCUCGCGCUGAUCUGCAAUCAUCAUUUAUACAUUAUGUGUAUAAAGUAUCCUUGAUUCAGAUUUGGGCUGUAUUGGGGGUGAGGGCAUGCGGAUGCUUGCCUGGAAAAUUGAGUUCAUGCAGCUUCAUUCCUCCAUAUUUGUGUUUUAAUUUGCAUGCUGCAUAACGUCCACUAACUUCAUAAUUAAGUUGGGCCUUCCAUUGCCUUCCAAGCAUGGUUAUUUUAAGUAAGUUGCCUUCUUUAAUCCUUGAGUUGAAGUUCUCAGCUGCUUUGGUUUCCUGUGUUGGUACUCCCCCUCCCUCUGCCAAUAAUGUGACCCUUAUUCUCCUUGGCACUGUUGGAACCCAAGUUUCUUGGAGAAAUCGUUAAUUAGUCCCUGAUAACUUAGCAUAGGUAAGGAAGAUGUCGACACAAGAGGAUUUGGGGUACUUAUAUGGCUUUACCUUUAAUACUUGUAUUAUGAGAAAUGUAAUCUUAUGCAACUCAUUGGGGUAUUUAAAAUCUGAAGUAAGAUGCAGUACCUUUUUUGUUACAUAAAUACCACUGAAUUGUGUUGUGCAGUGUUACUAAUAUUUAAAGAAAUAAAGUCUGUUCCCCUA
Eublepharis macularius is the source of this 2815-nucleotide messenger RNA. RefSeq names its product DnaJ heat shock protein family (Hsp40) member B6 (gene DNAJB6). Lineage: Eukaryota; Metazoa; Chordata; Lepidosauria; Squamata; Eublepharidae. The transcript is spliced from 10 exons. Gene Ontology annotation, cellular component: cytosol; endoplasmic reticulum membrane. The coding region runs from base 193 to 1155 and encodes 320 amino acids. The record is from RefSeq and is a predicted model, not a curated record. Gene Ontology annotation, molecular function: Hsp70 protein binding; ATPase activator activity. Gene Ontology annotation, biological process: positive regulation of proteasomal ubiquitin-dependent protein catabolic process; protein refolding.